AUGAAUUGUUUAAUAAAGGACUUUUUAAAAUUGCCAUUGAUUAGAGAAGAGCUUAUUGAUGCACAUCCGCACUUUAUUGCCCUCCUUCGACGUCCACAUCUCGACUCAAACUUUGGUCAACGAAUAUUUAAUGGAGAUUAUUUGAAGAAAAAUUUUGACAGACAAGAAUUUGAAAACAAUAGGCAUAUGCUUAAUUCUAAUUAUAAAUUUAAACCUAAACCUAGACCUAAACCUAAGUCCAGUCCCGAGCCCGAGCCCGAGCCUGAACCUGAACCUGAACCUGAACCUAAGGUUAAAGAAAUUUCACUUGACAAUAUUGAAUUUGCCAGCUUUGGUAACGCUAAUGCUAGUGUAAGGCCUCAUUCUGGUGCAAGAUCUCAUGGUGCAAGACCUCAUGGUGCAAGAACGUUUGUUGUUGAUGAAUAUGAUACAGUCCCACUUUCGAUGAAUUUAAACUGUUUUUAA
Candida albicans SC5314 is the source of this 465-nucleotide messenger RNA. RefSeq lists its product as uncharacterized. The record is from RefSeq and is a predicted model, not a curated record. The transcript has a single exon. Bases 1 to 465 code for a protein of 154 amino acids. NCBI's taxonomy places the organism in Eukaryota, Fungi, Ascomycota, Pichiomycetes, Serinales, Debaryomycetaceae.